AUGACAAAGAAACGAAAGACUACUAAGCCUCACGAAACAACGCCAACCUUUCCAUUCAAUCAAAAUCAUGAAGAAUUAUUAACAGGCGAAGAGCGAAAUAAAACAAAUGGAAUAACAAAAACAGAGCAACCAUCAGGAGGCGGAUUGUUAGUAAAUCAAUCUUCAGAGAUAAAAUGGAAAAACAUGACAGUUCGAGCAAUUAUGACAUUUAUUAUGAUUGGUGGUUUUUUUGUGGCUCUAGCUAUCGGUCAUUUUGCUGUCAUUUUCCUUGUAGUAUUGAUUCAAACACGAGUAUAUAACGAAGUAAUUGCUUUAGCACAUGUUCCAAGUAAAGAAAAAAAAUUACCUUGGUUCAAAUCACUUAAUUGUCCUAAAAAGACUUGGGAAGGUUUUGUGGGUGCAUGGAUUUGUACAAUUAUCUUUGGAGUUCUCAUUUCUUCAGUAUUAAUGCAAUGGGAUUAUAUGGUUUGUCCUGUAGUAAAGGAUUUAAGUGCCAAUGUAUUUUCAGGUAUUACUUGUGAAAAAAAUCCGGUGUUCAUUCCUCAAAAAUAUGUGUUAAGUCCUUGGGUGGCUAGCCUUUUAAGGCGACUGACCUUCACUGAUAUUCGCGCCGUAUCGAUCGCCCCACUUCAAUGGCAUGUUCUAGUAAUGGCAUGUUUUGCCUCAUUGAUUGCCCCAUUUGGAGGAUUCUUUGCCAGUGGUGUAAAAAGAGCAUUUAAAAUUAAAAGCUUUAUCAAGAAUACUUCUUUAUCGGUUGGAACAGUACUUCAGACUAUUGUUAGUUCCUUGCAUCCGCAAGAACAACUCGAAUUAUUAGACAGUCUACAACAAUAUUUAAUUGGACAAGGAUUGUUGGAAGAGGGAAAAGUUGCGUGCGUUAAUAUUAGUUAA
This is a messenger RNA of Diversispora eburnea, 891 nucleotides long. The record is from the annotation of a GenBank genome assembly. Lineage: Eukaryota; Fungi; Glomeromycota; Glomeromycetes; Diversisporales; Diversisporaceae.